UUCUUGGGCGAGUUGGCAGAUAAGAAAAGUGGUACAAGGACGACUGAAGUGAACAUGGCCCCCAGCACGCAACGGAAUGAAGUUGUGUCCGACGUAAAAAAGGGAAUUCGGGCAAUCCUGCUCGGACCCCCUGGUGCUGGGAAAGGAACACAGGCUCCUCGGUUGGCAGAGCAGUACUGUGUGUGUCAUCUGGCCACGGGGGACAUGCUGAGGGCCAUGGUGGCGUCUGGCUCUGGGCUCGGCAAGAGGCUCAAGGAGACCAUGGAUGCUGGGAAACUGGUCAGUGAUGAGAUGGUGGUAGAACUCAUAGAAAAGAACCUGAACACGCCUCCCUGUAAGAAGGGGUUCCUAUUGGAUGGAUUCCCCCGCACAGUGAAACAAGCAGAGAUGCUGGAUGACUUGCUGGAGAAGCGCACAGAGAAGCUGGACUCUGUGAUCGAGUUCUCAGUCGACGACUCCCUACUGGUGCGCAGGAUCUGUGGCAGACUAAUUCACCAGCCUAGCGGUCGCUCCUACCACGAGGAGUUCAACCCACCCAAAGAGCCAAUGAAGGACGACGUGACAGGGGAGCCGCUGAUGCGCCGCAGCGACGACAAUGCGUCGACGCUGCGCUCACGGCUGGAGGCCUACCACGGGCAGACGGUGCCCCUGGUCAAAUACUACAGUGCCCGCGGCCUGCACAAGGCAGUCGACGCCGGCCAGUCCCCCGACGUCGUCUUCGCCUCCAUCCUCGCCGCCUUCUCCUCGGCCGCAGCCGCCACCUGUAAAGACCCGGUGCUCUUCGUCUAAGCUCCCUCUUCCUUUUCUGUCUCUCCUUCACGCUCCUGUCGUCUAGCUUUCCAACUCUCCUUUUUGAAUCUUUCUCUCUCGGGACUAGUCUGUGCUCCGCUCUCCUGCCCCUCUUCGUCUCUCUGCUCUCCACUUUCUUCAUUCUGUGGUGGGGUGUCUCUACCUUGUACUUGAAUGCUCUCCACUACUGGGACUUGAAUAGACUUCUCCUGGAAACUACAGAGACUGGACUAGCUGGUUAUAAUGGAGUGUAUUUUCCCCUUGGGCCAGGUAUACAUAUCAGUGGUAAUCAAAGGCAUGUUUCUUUGUCACAUUCUUUGUAAACAGGUGUAGACUAACAGUGAAAUGCUUACUUACGGGCGCUUCCCAAUAAUGCAGAGGAAAAAAAAGAUGAAUAAUAACACAAGGACUAAAUACACAAUUACUAACGAUAACGUGGCUAUAUACACAUGUCUAUAUAAUGUAGCUUCAGUGAUGGUCCCUGUCCUUGGAUUAAAUUGAGGAAGCAGUUGG
Molecule: messenger RNA, 1302 nt
Organism: Salvelinus namaycush (lake trout)
Lineage: Eukaryota; Metazoa; Chordata; Actinopteri; Salmoniformes; Salmonidae
Product: adenylate kinase 2, mitochondrial
Exons: 6
Coding region: 55-789 (244 amino acids)
Biological process (GO): ADP biosynthetic process
Cellular component (GO): cytoplasm; mitochondrion
Molecular function (GO): AMP kinase activity; ATP binding
Source: RefSeq, a predicted model, not a curated record